Messenger RNA from Penicillium nucicola, 849 nucleotides. RefSeq names its product putative calcineurin binding protein (gene cbpA). Bases 1 to 849 code for a protein of 282 amino acids. NCBI's taxonomy places the organism in Eukaryota, Fungi, Ascomycota, Eurotiomycetes, Eurotiales, Aspergillaceae. The transcript has a single exon. Gene Ontology annotation, cellular component: nucleus; cytoplasm. Gene Ontology annotation, molecular function: nucleic acid binding; calcium-dependent protein serine/threonine phosphatase regulator activity. Gene Ontology annotation, biological process: calcium-mediated signaling. The record is from RefSeq and is a predicted model, not a curated record.
AUGGCUUCUACCAUGGCCUCCACGUUCAGCACUCGCUCAUCGCACUCUUCGCGACCAUCGUUAUCUCUUGAUGUUGCCAACCUCCCCCCGCUCUCACAGCCAACACCGCCCUCAAACACACUCCUGAUCACCGAUCUCCACGACUUGCUCCUCUUCCAGCCUCCAUCACUGGAGGAAAUCCGCGCCCUGAUCACAUCAGUGGCACCUCUCAACUCCUUCUCCCCGCUCCCAUCCAUGCGCCGCAUCGUCUGCUCCUUCCACAACACCGAAGACGCCACCAAAAUCCGCAAGAUGCUCGACGGACACCGCCUACUCGAGCGCAACGUCCGCCCGCGCAUCUACUUCGGCGAACCAACUGCACUCCUAGACGGCGGCCGACCGAAGCUCCUCGAAGCCCCGCAAGUCGACAAGCUGUUCUUCAUCUCCCCGCCUCCCAGCCCGCCCCACGGCUGGGUCAUGCGCAACGAGGACCCGCCCAACAGGGAAGUCCACGCCACCGACCUGGCCCACGCCCUGUCUCAGCUGAAGACCGAUCAAAGCCAGCCCGCAGUCGCAGCCGCACCCGCGGAUCCUGCGACCCCUGUCUCUAUCACGUCCGACAAGCGCACACCCAGCUGGCCCAUGAUGGGCUCGCAGCAGCGCAGUCGCAGCAGCACCAUCAUCUACCACCCCGAAGACCACGGCGAUAGCCCUAAUCUGCCUGCGGUCAUGGUGGAAGAUAUGACGUUCACAGUUGAGGAUAUGGAUAUGGAAGAGGAUGAGAUGGACAUUGAUAUGAGUCCGAUUGAGAUGUCUCUGAAGAAGAUGCCUCCUAAGACUUCCCGUCCUCCGGUUGAGCUUAUGGAGUAG